AUGGACGACCCGAGGAUAGAAUGGCUUAGAGACCGUGUUUAUGAAGCCUUAGACAUCCAGGGAAACGAAGUAUUCGAAGAACUGUUGGAAAGGGAUGACGGAGAGUAUGAACGACGUCUAGGGAAGUACUUAAAUGACACACCUGAGGAGGGGGAGACAGCAAUUCUUUUCUACAAAGUUGUUAGAGAGGAGGAGGAAGAAGUGGAAGUUGAAUGUGAACCAGAAAUCCCAGAUAUUGAAGCAGAAGAGGACCUUGGAGAAGGAGUUGAAGGGGAUGGAAAUGAAACAGCAGAUGGAGAUGAAGAGAUUCAGGCACUGCCGACUUCAGAUCCUGAUGUAGAUGCUGACACAGAACAAGACUCAGAAUCUACAGAUGUGGGCAAGAAAGGAAAGAAAAAGAAACCAGCCAAGGAUGGAGUUCCAAAAACAGAAAAGACCCCAGAACCCCCAGCUACUUCAGAUGUUCCUGACCAGCCUGAAGAAAAUGGAAAGGAAGAAAAUGGAGAAGAAAAUGAAGAUGAUAAUCUGGAAAGCAUGCCAAAGACUAAAAUCAUCAUUCAGAAAGUGUGGCACACUUAUCUAUACAUGUGCUAUGAACACAUGCCAGAAGAAAUAUCUGACACCUUGUGCAUCUACUUUCUUCGCAACACAACCGGCAUGGUACCUCUGCCUUCAUCACUUGAAGAGGCAGAGGAGAUACUCCCAUCAUACUUUGAGUAUAGUUUACUAAAUGCUCACUCGUUAGUCAUGUUAGAGCAGAUCAUCCGAAUGGUUUACAUGCCUUUGUUGUCAUAUUACCAACACAAAAAUGGAGGGGAGGAUUUUGGUGCAGCAGUGAAAACUCCAGCUAAAAUCACAAGUCGUGAGGAUACAGGUUCUCCUGCUAGCAAAGUAGAGACAGGCAAACAAACAGAUGCUGUAGAGUCCAGAUCUAAAACUUUACUGCGGGAUGAGUUUCUAAUCAACAUGCAAAAGUUUGCUUCAGCCAUUGCCAGGACUUUGCAGCAAAUUGAAGGAGAGGUUCGCCUAGAGGUCCCAGAUGUAGAAAUUCCAGACAGUAUUGAAGAAGCAUUGAAAGACGAAGCCCUGGUCGAAUUCAUCCAUGAGAAGUGUUUAAACUGGAAGCGUCAGAUGCAGGCUGCAUUGGAAAAUCUGCAACAAAGGAACCGCCAGGGCAAUGGUCCACUAGCUGAAAUUGAUUACUGGAGGGAAAGAAAUGCUGCCCUUAGUGCUCUGCUAGAGCAGCUCAAGAUGCCCAAGGUAGCACACAUGAUAGACAUUCACAUUGCAGCAGACGGGGACUUUGAGGAUCUACAGUCAGAACUUAACAAGUAUUACAUUGAAGCCAAAGAUAAUGUGCGCUUCCUGUCAACUCUGGAGAGACAUUUCAAGAAUGUCACUUAUGGGGCCUCAUUCAGGGUUGUCACUGAAACAAUUCCAUCGAUGAUGAAUGCUCUGCGUAUGGUCUGGAUCAUCUCACGUCACUAUAACAAAGAUGAAAGAAUGGUGCCUUUAAUGGAAAGAAUUGCCUGGGAGUUAGCAGAAAGAGUUGCCAAAGUUAUUAAUGUGCGGGAACUAUUCAGUUUGCCAACUGAUGAAGUUAAGAAAAGAACGUCUCAAGCAAAGACAAUGCUGACCACAUGGCGAGAAGCAUACCAGGAUGUCAGACAAAAAAUUGAAGCAUCUGGCCGAGACCAAAGAUGGGAGUUUGACCGCAAGCGGUUGUUUGAAAGAACAGAUUACAUGGCCAACAUUUGCCAGAAUCUCUAUGAUAUUGCUCAGGUCCUUGAAGAGUUCUACAACAUCUUUGGUCCUGAGCUGAAAGCUGUAACAGGUGAUCCAGCUCGCAUUGAAGAGGUGCUGUUGAGAGUUGACAAGUUGGUGGAUCCCGUAGAGAACCUGUCUUUUGAUGCCUUCUCACAAAAAGAGGCCCACCUUUGGAAAAGACUCAUGACCAAUUUCUAUAAAGAGGUUGCUGAGAUUGAAAAUGAAGCAAAGACAUUCAUAGAUGAAUCCUUCCAGUCUCUCAGAUCGGCUGAGGGCGCCUUCGAUAUGCUUCUGAACUUCAAACAUUUGAGGUCACGGGAGGCUAUAAAUAAUCAGAUGAUGCAAAAGUUCAAGGAUAUUCUGGUGCAGUAUGGAAAAGAGGUGGAUACCAUGGACCAGUUGUUCAAUGAGCUGAAGGACAAUCCUCCGCUGUACAAGGGCUACCCACCAACAGCUGGCUCCAUCUUCUGGAACCGGAGCUUAUUUCAUCGCAUCAAGCACACCAUCAUCCGAUUCCAGACUUUGGAUGAGAUGGUAGCUUCAGACAUGGGCAAAUCGACUAAAGCCAAAUACUUGUCUGUUGGAAGAAAUAUGAGAGCCUAUGAGGAACUGAAAUAUGAGCAGUGGAAAGAAAACGUGGAGGCUGUCCUUCCUGGGCUUCUCAAGAGAAACUUACUUGUCAAACAAUCAUACCAGAUCGCAACACCCACUCCAACUCAACAUUCAGCAACAGGAAGUGGGGACAAGGAAGAAGAAAGACACUCUGCAGCAGAGAUUCAAGGAACGGUGAAGGAAAGCAGAGCUCCAACAGACAUAGCACUCCAGG
Candidula unifasciata is the source of this 2593-nucleotide messenger RNA. The record is from the annotation of a GenBank genome assembly. Lineage: Eukaryota; Metazoa; Mollusca; Gastropoda; Stylommatophora; Geomitridae.